CUGUAGGCGCUCGAGAGGGACAGAGUAUCAUGGUGGCUGCUUCCUCCCCAAACAGGAGCGGUGGCGGGUCUGGCGGCUCCUGAGGUGGCGGCGGGCGCGGGGAGAGGCUCCGGGCCGGUAGCGCCGAGGGCGAGGGGCGUACGAGGGCCGCCCGGCGACGGCUGUCGGCGAGCGGGCGGGCCGGCCGGCGGCAGCUCCGGCUCCUCCCCCGGGCUCCGGCCUCAGCGCGUUUAACCCUUUAGGGGGACGGAGGCGAGGCAAGAGCUCCUGUGCAGCGCUGGGGCAGCAGCGAGGACCGCCGCGACUGGUGCGCAGCGUCUGCGGUGCAGGGAAGUACUGACAUAACCAUGAUAGAAGACAAAGGUCCACGAGUGGCUGACUAUUUUGUGGUGGCAGGGCUCACUGAUGCAGAUACUGCAACCCUCCUGGACCAAGAAAUAAGCCGACAUGAAACAAAAUCAGCUGGUCCAAAAGCUCCAAUUACUGACAUUGCUGUGAUAAUUAAAUCAGCAGGUGAAACUGUCCCAGAGGGAUACACCUGUGUUGAAGCCACCCCUACAGCCCUUCAAGCCAACUUAAACUAUGGAAGUCUAAAGAGUCCUGAACUUUAUCUUUGCUACAAGAGAGGACGAGACAAACCACCUCUUACUGACAUUGGAGUUCUGUAUGAAGGGAAGGAACGCAUCAUUUCAGGCUGCGAGGUGAUUCAGGCUACUCCUUAUGGUCGUUGCGCUAAUGUUAACAACAGUUCGGCUUCCUCUCAGCGGAUCUUUAUCACAUACCGAAGGGCUCCUCCAGUACGACCUCAAAAUUCAUUGGCAGUGACAGAUAUUUGUGUUAUUGUUACGAGCAAAGGAGAAACACCUCCUCAUACAUUCUGCAAAGUUGAUAAGAACUUAAAUUGUGGUAUGUGGGGUUCCAGUGUAUACCUUUGUUACAAGAAGUCGGUGCCAGCUUCUAACUCGUUAGCAUAUAAAGCUGGGUUAAUUUUCAGAUAUCCUCAAGAGAACUACGAGUCAUUCCCACUGUCGGAAUCUGUGCCUCUCUUUUGCCUUCCUAUGGGAGCUACUAUUGAGUGCUGGGACCCUCAAACCAAAUAUCCACUACCAGUAUUCUCAACAUUUGUACUGACCUGCUCUUCUGCAGAAAAGGUUUAUGGUGCUGCUAUUCAGUUUUAUGAGCCUUAUUCCCGGGAGCUGCUGACAGAAAAGCAACAAUUGCAGCUGGGUCUCCUGACAACUGUAGAGAGGAAAGUCAUUACUUCCAAGUCCAUCAAUUCCAACAAAUGCAUCUGCCUUCUCUCACAUUGGCCUUUCUUUGAAGCAUUUCGAAAAUUUCUUAUGUUCAUCUACAAACUGUCUGUCUCUGGACCUCAUCCUCUUCCCAUUGAAAAGCACAUAUCCCAUUUUAUGCACAAUAUACCUUUCCCUUCACCACAAAGGCCAAGAAUUCUUGUGCAGCUUUCUGCCCAUGAUGCAUUAAUACUGUCUCAGCCAGUUUCUACACCAUUGCCGUUAAGUGGGGCAAACUUUAGCACUCUGCUCAUGAAUCUUGGACCAGAAAACUGUGCCACUCUGUUACUCUUUGUAUUACUAGAAGGCAAGAUCCUCCUCCACUCUCUUAGACCAGCUGUGUUGACAGGAGUUGCUGAAGCUGUAGUAUCUAUGAUAUUUCCAUUUCAGUGGCAAUGUCCAUAUAUCCCACUCUGCCCUUUGUCUCUGGCCACCGUACUCAGUGCCCCUGUUCCAUUUAUUGUUGGAGUUGAUUCACGAUACUUUGAUCUGUACGAUCCACCACAGGAUAUUGUGUGCAUUGACUUAGACACAAACAUGGUGUACAUAUCAGAUGAUAAGAAGAGCACUAACUGGAAGCAAUUUCCUAAGAAGCCAUGUAAAAGUCUGCUCAGCACCUUAAAGAAACUGCACCCACAGCUGGCAGCAGUUCACAGGAAAACUCAAGAAGGCUCUGCAGUGGAGAUGACCCCUAUUGAGGCAGAUUUCUCCUGGCAGAAGAAAAUGACAGAACUGGAGAUGGAGAUCCAAGAAGCUUUUCUACGUUUUAUGGCAUCGAUUUUAAAGGGUUACAGAACAUUCCUCAAGCCAAUCACGCAGGCGCCUUCAAAUAAAGCAACUGCUGCUGAUUCCUUGUUUGACCAUCAAGGAUUUUUAAAAAGCAGAGACCGUGCCUAUACAAAGUUCUACACACAUCUCACCAAAACACAGAUAUUCAGCCGCUUUAUUGAAGAGUGCAGUUUUGUGAGUGACAAGGAUACAGGCUUGGCAUUUUUUGAUGACUGCAUAGAAAAGCUCUUUCCGGAUAAAGGAACAGAAAAAGGAGAGAAGGUACUUUGUCCUUCAAAAUGUUUAGGGAUAUCUGAUCUAGAAAUAAAGGUUGAUGUAGAUUCUGUCGAAGAUGCACGGUUGAUUGAGCUUGAUGAGUCACAAAAAAGUGAACACACGGUGUUCAUAAUGCCACCAGAACCUCCUGCUGCUGAUGUACAGGACCGAGUGCCAAAAUACAGCUAUAAAAACUUCCCACGACUAGAUUUCAAGCUUUUUGACAGGCCACAGGAGCUCAAGCUCUCCUUCAGCAGACACUCAGCUGGAAGCAUCAUUUCAAAUAGUCCAGCACUUAUGGCAAAGAGGACAAAACAGGAGAUAAAAACAGCCCAUAAAUUAGCCAAGAAGUAUUACUUAAGUCCCCCACAAUGGGCAAAGUGUCUCUUCAGUCAUAGUUACAGCCUGUGGUUUAUUUGUCUGCCAGCCUAUGUCAGAGUUGCACAUCCCAAGGUCAAAGCACUGCAGCAGGCAUACGAUGUUCUAAUUAAAAUGAGGAAAACUGAUGUGGAACCACUAGAUGAGGUCUGCUACAGAGUUGUAAUGCAGCUCUGUGGACUGUGGGGUCAGCCUGUUCAGGCUGUGAGAGUCCUCUUUGAAAUGAAAAAUGCUGGAAUACAGCCAAAUGCAAUCACCUAUGGUUAUUACAAUAAGGCGGUCUUAGAGUCGUCUUGGCCUAGCAGUAACCGCAGUGGCAUAUUCCUGUGGACAAAGGUACGAAAUGUAGUUCAUGGCACAGCACAAUUUAGGCAGUGCUUAAAGAAAUCAACGCAGAGCCCACGAGUACCUUUGAUAUCAGCUCUGCGGAGUACCACGGGUGGAAGUGUUGGGGACAUGGUGAGCCAUGGUAGCGUGGAUAGUUCUAAUGAUGCUAACAGUGGGGAGCACACUCUCUUCGUCAGUGACUUAGUCAGGCUUGAUUCCAUUGAUAAUCACUCUAGCACAGCAGGCGGUCAGUCAGACCAGGGCUACGGAUCCAAGGAUGAACUUCUAAGGGAUGAUGGGGAUAGUCUUCAUGCAACUGAAACACAAGUAGAGAAAGAUACUUCUUCUAAAGCUGAAGACCUAAUAGGAGAGGUUUUUAAUGAGAAAUCUGAUGAAAACCAACAGCUUAAUAUAGAAACUGAUAGUCCAACAGACCCACCUGCUUGGGGUAACAGUAUUGUGAAAGUUCCAUCUGGCAUUUUUGAUAGCAGUGGAAGGAAAAGCAGUGGUGAAACUGGUUCUAGCCCACUGUUCAUAACUCAGGAUUCAGUUGAAGAUACAGUCUUUGGUGAUGUUUCUCCUAAGAAAACAAGUGAAAAAAGACAGAAGAAGCAGAAACUGUUUUCAGAGAGAAGCUGCAGUUUCAGCAGUGAAAGCAGAGCAGGAAUGCUCAUGAAAAAAGGCAGCUUGGACUUGCAUUCUAAAGAAUUGGCAAUAAUGAUGGGAGCAGAUGCCAAGAUCCUAACAGCAGCUUUAUCUGGGGCCAAAACUUCACCCUCUCACAUGAGUAAAUCCCACAACUUUGAAAGUAUCAUUGACCAGGAGGUUUCUGGCAUAAGUGGCACGUGGAGUUGUGCGACUGAGAGUGAUUGGGAAUUGGAGCCUAGGUCUUCACCAGUGCUGGAAGAACCUGGGGAGGGGCAGGAGCAUAUUGAGAAUGGAAAAGAUGAAAACUUGACCACAGUGGAAGACCUGAACCUUGAACAGUCAGUUGAGUCCAAAAAUCAGAAAUCAGAAUCCAAAGAUGCAAGUACUAAAAGGAAUAGCUUUUAUGGAGUGGUUAAGCCUAUUGAAAGGGAAGAUGUUGAAGUAGGCUUGGACCCUUUAUCUUUGCUGGCUACUGACAGCACACAACCAAGGCAUCCAGAACCUGAGGAAAAGUUGGUGUCACCAGUUGCAGCACGUAAUUUGGCAGAUGAAAUAGAGAGUUAUAUGAAUCUGAAGAACCCCUUGGGUAGUAAGUUUCCCAGCAUGGAACUGCACAAGCCAGACAGAGAAGCAGAAGCCUCUGGUACACUUGGUCACUCCCAAGAAAGGAGGUCAAGCCUGCCUUUGGAUCCUGUCCUGCCGUUUUCCAAGUCUUAUGAAAGUCAGAGAAGUCCUUCUGUCUCCAGAUCCAAAACAUUCACUGUACGACCAAAGCAACAAACCCAUCUGCAAGUUCAAAAGGAGCGGUCUUCAUCUUUGACAGGACUGGGUCGUUCUUCUCCACAUGGCUCGUUAGGAUCUGUCGUAACAACUUUAUCCAAUCUGAAGCUGGACAAUAUACUGUCUGGACCAAAAAUGGAUGUCCUGAAAUCAGGCAUGAAGCAGGCUGCCAAUGUAGCCAGUAAGAUGUGGGGAGUUGUAACUUCAGCAUAUAGUUACUCAGAUGAUGAGGAAGAAAACAAUCGACCAGAGUUUAACUUCCCUGCUGGUUUUGAAGAUAAUAUUUUAGGAGAUAAUCUGUCAUCCAGAACUGGUGUCCCAGGGCUAGUUACAAAUGAGCUUGCACAAAGCACUACUAGUCUUGGCAGCAGCAGUAGCAGUGGAGAUGCAGGAAGACAGCGUUACAGUGCAGGUGACGUUUCAUUGCCAAGAAGUAUGAAAGUGCAAGAUUCUGAGAAGUCAGAGCAAAGCUCUUCACAUAAUACUAGCCUAUCCAGCAUUUUCCAGAACUAUGCAAUGGAGGUAUUGAUGUCUAGCUGCUCUCAAUGUAGAGCUUGUGGUGCUUUGGUUUAUGAUGAAGAAAUUAUGGCUGGAUGGACAGCAGAUGAUUCAAACUUGAACACUACCUGUCCUUUCUGUAAAAGUAUCUUCUUACCUUUACUUAAUAUUGAAUUUAAAGACCUACGUGGCUCUGCAAGCUUUUUCCUGAAGCAAAGUACUUCAGGAGAUAGUUUACAGAGUGGUACCCUUCCAUUAACCACGGAUCCCAUGGAGCAGAAGCUGUUGUCCAGUCCAGCUGUUGCUGACUUGAUCAGUUUUUCAGAUCACUCACAGCCCAGCCACACCAUAGCUGAAGAAACUAGCUCUGCAGCUGAGCAGAGUGAUGUGGCAGACGAACAGAGUAAAGAUCCCAGAACCAUGAAGACAUCUGCCAAUAAUCCACCAAAAAGGGGAGUGUCCUUGACUCGGAGCCACAGUGUUGGAGGUCCACUGCAAAAUAUUGAUCUUUCCCAGAGACCAUCUCAUGGAAUUUCAACAGUUAGUCUUCCAAACAGUUUGCAAGAGGUUGUGAAUCCUUUAGUAAAAAGACCUAAUCCUCUCCCUGUAUCUGUGCCCUACUUGAGCCCUUUGGUACUGCAUAAGGAGCUUGAAUCACUGUUGGAAAAUGAGGGAGAGCAAGUAAUUCAUACAUCCAAAUUCAUCAAUCAACACCCCAUAAUUUUCUGGAACCUAGUUUGGUAUUUCCAACGGUUGGAUCUACCUAGCAACUUGCCUGGACUCAUUUUAACAUCCGAGCACUGUAAUGACGGAGUGCAGCUUCCUUUGACAUCUCUUGCUCAAGAUAGCAAGCAAGUGUACAUCCAUCUUCUGUGGGACAAUAUCAACCUCCACCAAGAGCCAGGGGAGCCCCUGUAUAUAUCUUGGAGAAAUCUCAAUUCUUCUGAAAAGAGACCCUCCAUACUGGCAGAAGAUCAGCAGGCAAUAAACACUUUGUUGGAGAACAUUAAACUAAGUAUUCAACACAAUAAUGUUGUUAAACCAAUCAACCUGCUCCUACAGAAAGUUAAGCCAGAUGUGAAACGACAGAGGAGUUUUUACAGAGAAAUUCUUUUCCUGUCUCUGGUGUCUCUUGGAAGAGAGAACAUUGAUAUUGAGGUCUUUGAUAGUGAAUACAGAAUUGCACAUAAAAAUCUACCAAAGGAAGUUCUUGAAAAGAUGCAGAAAAUAGAUGCUCCACCAAGCAGCAGGGUCGAGUGUUGUAGAAAGUGCUUUGGAGCACCUUUAAUAUAAAAAUGAGGAAGACAUACUAAACUUCGGUGUGACAGAAGUAGAGGUGAACAAACCAGGAGCAUGGUGAUAUAUACACUUUAAAUCCCAAAAGGUGAUAACUGAGCAAUUUGUCAAAGCAAUUUCCUUGAGAUGCAUCAUAUAUUUUUGUCUUUCAUCUCACGAAACAGAGAGUAAAGUGUGUUAAAAUGUUUUAAAACUAUAUUAAUAGGGUGAGUUGGUUUCAGUGAUUGAUCUGCUUUUUUUUGCUGUAUAUACUUCUUGUCCUUCCUCAAAUCCUUCUCCCACAACAUGAAGUUGUUCAAAAAGGUGAUGAUAGAACAGCAUAUAGUUGCUGACUUAAGAGCCACCAAUGUUUACGUAUUUUAAUGAAAUACUUUUCCUGCCACAGAAUACUUAGAUUCUUCACUACUACUUCAAAAUUGCUUUUACGUAAAGGGAUAUUUUUAUUGGUGUGCAGUGUGUGUGUAUGAAUGUAAAUACUUGAGUCCUUGUCUUGGAAAUGGCAGUGCAGUUGCUUUUGUCAGAUCACAGUACCUAAAAUUGCUACCCUUUUCCUGACCCUUGUCCCAGUCCCAGUAUUCUAAAUUGUCUUUGGCUGACCUUCUCAUAAUGUAUGUCUGCAGUUGUAAAAACCACUCAGUUUUUCUGUGUUCUCUAUCUGACGAAUUAAAGAUCCUAGGAACAUAGUGCUGCUUUCUGCAAGAGAGUGAUGGGCUUCUACAUGAAGCAGCUCAGAAAUGGAUGGCUUUCUAAAAAAAUUUUUAGGAAGCUUUAAAAUGGCAUUAGAAUACAUACAGGGUUUGUUAAACAGUUGCUGUCUGAAAAAAAAUUACUCUCUAUACUGUAUGCAUGUGUGCUUAAAAGGUGUCUUUUCCUUGAAUUCCUUUUCACCCUUUUCCAUGGUUUCACACUAGCCUGUGUGUUAAUUAUUUUGCACUGAUAGUCCAAAUUCAAUAUUUCAAGUAAAAUGUAUUUGUAAAUGUGGUCUUCAAAUUGAGUAUUAGCACAAAUGAAGUGCUUGAGUGUAUGAUCUGGAAAGAUGAAUCCAUCUUUUGGAGUGCUUCUAGUAGAUAAGACACUUCCUCACCUCACAUUCUAACUGACUCCAGUAGUCAUAGUCUUGGCAAGAGCCUGGAUGCUGAUCAACAAUUUGAAUGUUUCUAUUACUUGAGGAAUAGGAUAAGAUUGAUUCCUUUUUUUUUUUUUUUUUUGUGAAAUUUAAUGGUGUGGCUUUUCUGGCUUUCCCCCUAGAGUUGGGGGAAAAAAGUAAGAUUUGUAGCAUUUUAAAGGAGCAAAGCUAAAACUAUAAUCAAAUCUCAAGUAUGAAUGUAUUUACUUCAUACUACUUUCUUUCUUAAAAUGAUGAGGGAUGAAGAUCUGUCUGCAACAGCUUUUACAUGAAACAAGAAACCUAACACUUGUUUUUUCAUGAGGCUACAGCAAAGGAUUUGCACUAUUCAUGACAAAAUAUAUUUGUGUCAUAGACCGAUUUCCUUGUAUUUUGUCUAGAAGUGCUGAUCCAAAGUUAAUAUGGGGAUAUUGUCUGGACAGAUUCUCUGCUAAUGAAAAUAUUGUGCUUUCUCAACAAUUAAAAGCAAGAAAGCACACGGUGACUUUGUUUUUUGUUUGGGGUUUGGGUUUUUUUUUUCAUCCUGAAUUCUUUGGGUUUAUGCAUGGUUGCUUGCAGAUAUCUGAUCUACAUCACAAUGGAAGUGUAGAGUUUAAUUCUUCAUAUUUUCCUUUCUUCUCCAAUUACAUAAUUGACAUGCACAAUUCCAUCCUUUCAAGGUAAAAGUCUGUGUGAAACAUUCGUCCAAACAACUUAAUCCUUACAUAAAUCAAACCAGCAAAUUUUCCUGUAUUGUUCUAUACUGAUGUUAAACAUACAGCUACACAAAGACAGUUUUUAAGUGUUAAAUGGACAGAUCAUAUGAUUAUGUGAUGCAGUUUGCAAAGAAUUAAAUUUUAGUUAUCUUUAACUUCUCCUGACUCAUUAAAUUACAAAGAAAAUCUGUGCAGUGAGUGCUGUUUUAGGUAAUUGGGGAUAUCCAAAUUGUUUUAAACCAUUGUAAAUAACAUUAUUAUAAACUGUAUCCUGUAAGAGAUCACUUUUAUUUCAAAACAACCUUACCAUCUGUUGCUGAAAAUACAGAUUAAUCAGGCAAUAGUGUUGUAGAAACAGCAAAGCAGGUUGUGUCAUAAAUGUUAGACUUUCCCCAGGUAUAUACACUAAACAAAACAAAAACCAAAACCCAAACCAGGAAUUUCCUCCUCCCUACCCCAACAUAACAACAAAAAAAAAAAACCCAAACUAAAGCCUGAAGGGAACAGGACAACUGCAGGAUUGCACUUGCUUUGAUUUGUUCCUUCAUACUGGCAUUUCUAUACACUACAAAUUAACUUAUGUUCCUUCUGUAUGUACCUGGAUUUCAGAGUGGUAGAAGUCCUGCAUGUAAUUACUUGAAAUCUUGAAUCUGCCUACUGAAAUUAAUUCUUUAAUAUAGAAUGACAAAAGUGCUUACUUUUUAUAAUGUGGAUUUUUUUAAUGCCUAGUUUUAAUAGCUAACUAAUCAGCUGGUUCUUGAAUAAAAUCUGUAGUUCAAAAGAAAAGUAAGAUCUCUGAAAGCAGUUUGUUUAUUAAAUUUUCACCUAGGGAGAUGCUUUUUGGGGGGGGGGGGGGAGUUCACAAAAAUUUGAAAGGAAUUAAGAAUUGAGUAUUUUUUCCCUACUUGCUUUCUCUCCUUACAAAUGCAUGAUGGCACUCCCUGUUCUUCUGUUGUCUUUUGGGUCUCCUACAGAGAGAGACUGCACGUUUUCCUACACAAACUUUCUGAGAUAUAGGCUUCCCUAGUUUGAAUGCUGAAAAAACUGUGAGUGUGCAAAAGAGAAGGGCAGGGCAUAAAAUUGAUAGCAUGGCUCAAUACUCACAUGGUCAAAAAUCUGGCCAGAAAUAAACAAAUGUUUUUUGUGAGUGCAUUGCAAACACUUUUGUCUUUCUGAAGGCAUAGUAAAUUCUUCUGUGCUAGUAAACAGCAUGCGCUUCUUGGGCUACAUAGGAAUGACCUACCUAUGCUCAUAAUUAGUGGACGCUCCACUCCUAGUAAUCCAAAUUUAUCUGAUCCAUAAUGCAUGAAUGACAUGGACAAAGUGUUGUGAAGGAGGGAUAAGCUUGAUCUUGGUUCUGUUUUCCUCUCAGCAUAAGCAGAAAAAGAUGCAUGUUGCUCACUCGCAAAGCUCUUACCUCCACAUGCUCUUUUUAGUAGCUCAACAGCCAGUGCUCAGGAGAUGGCUCUUCUGUGUGCAUUUUGGAAUUCUCACAUAUAAACAUGAAGAAGAAGGUUGCAGAUCAGUAGUAACUUCAAAGCCUGCAAUAUGUGCACAAAGCGAGGGUGUAAACCAAACUGAUUACAUACAUGGAUGUAAAAUGUUAAUGAAUUUCAAGUAAGCCCAAGAACUCGGAAAGUUUGUGUUGGAAUAGUAAUUAUUCCAGAGAAGCUUCCUUGAAUUGUUGCCUUAAAGGUAUUGAACUGCAGUCAGUUAUGCUGAGAAGAUUGCACCUUUCACCCAGCUAUAAACGUUACCUAUAGUUAAUGUUCUGGUUUAUCAAAAUAGCUGUUUUUUUGUAGAAUUAAAACAUCAAACGGAGUCUUACAGGUUUUGGUUUUCUUUAAAUCAGGAUUCUUGAGUGACAAAGAGUUCUUUAUAUUCUGCCACAUUACCAAGACAUAAGAUCUUCCAAAACCCCGUGGCUAUAGGAGACUGAUAUGGCUGUGGUAUUGGCAUAGUAAUAGGUACCAGCUUUUACAUGUUACUAGAAGCAUCUCUGUGUUACUUAUAGUCAUAUCCUGUCUUCACAUUUUAUAUAACUCCAGUUUAGACAAUACAAUUUUAAUGGAAAAUAUUUUAUUAAGCAUAUGUGUUUCAAACUAAAUUAAUUUGUUUUGCAAGUAACUUAGCCUUGUUCCUAGUGGAAUUUCACAUUGGUUAAGCUCAAGCUAUGUUGCACUUGUGAAUGAGUAAUUUUUAUUCCAUUUUAACUGUGAAUUAAUCGCUUUUUGUAUUGCUGCAGCUAAAAGAGUAUACCUUUCAUUGAGUUUACUGCUUUCCUUGAGUAACUGCAACAUAGGGGAUAUUUUCGAAAUGUAUAUUAAAUUAGAUCAUAGAAAUUAUAUUUUUAAAAUAAAUUGUUAAAAUGUAAGUAACUGAAGAAUCCACUCAAUAGUUUCAUCUUUUUAAAACUUUUAAUUAAACAAUUAUUUCAAUGCAGAUAACUUGAUUAAAUGGUAAGCAGGUCAUCUUAUUCACAUAACUGUACAUUUUCAACAAAAGGGUUUUUUCUUUUAACUAAUAAAAACAUUAAAAUGCCUUCUGUAUAUCAGCUGUUCAUUAUGGACCUUUUUAAAAACACACACACACCCCUGCAACUUUUAAGUCUUGAAACUGAAUGGUUGAAUUGACUCCAGAUAUGUAUUCCACUGUGCUAUAUAUUGUAAUGCAUACGAGGAGAGAAAUGGAUGGUCUUUCAGUGUCUGCAUCAGUGGUGCAAAUAAAAGGGAUUGUUUGCUGUUUUUUUAGAAGCACAUUGAACUCCUUUUAGGAACUUAAAAUAAACUGUAUUGUAAUGAGGAUGAAAGGAUGUUGUGUGAAUAAAUUAUGAAUUAAGUGAGCUGGGAAGUUUAAUGCAAUAAAAUUUGCACUAUUUU
This is a messenger RNA of Strigops habroptila (Kakapo), 10963 nucleotides long. RefSeq names its product DENN domain containing 4C (gene DENND4C). The transcript has 34 exons. Gene Ontology annotation, biological process: regulation of Rab protein signal transduction. The record is from RefSeq and is a predicted model, not a curated record. Bases 348 to 6260 code for a protein of 1970 amino acids. Gene Ontology annotation, molecular function: protein binding. Gene Ontology annotation, cellular component: cytoplasmic vesicle. NCBI's taxonomy places the organism in Eukaryota, Metazoa, Chordata, Aves, Psittaciformes, Psittacidae.